GCGGUUUACUCCGCCGAAAAUGUUGCUGGAGUUUUGUAGUAGCGUCCAGAUUCGUGUGUGACGAUCACAAAUUGCGAGAGUGUGGGAUUAGAGGACGAUGCGUGACAGCUGAGCCCCGCGUGACGACACUUAUUUCUCAGAUUUUGGACAUCGCCUUGACCCCACUCCUGCGUUGCUGACAUGAUGGAGGUAGCAGGCCCGUGGACUGAGGUUUUCGAAGGCUCGGAUAGAAACGGCUCCCCAGAAGAAGAAUCUUUUUUGAGAGGCUCCACCCUGACCCUGGCUCCUCUGGUCUCUGAAUCUGCCUCAGUGCGACGCUCACAGCCCAUCCUCAUCUCUGGAAACAGAACUCGAGGUGUAGAGGCCUUUUCUUCUUCAGUUCCUUCAAUACCCAACCCUUUUCCAGAGCUGUGCAGCCCAUCAAAAUCAGCUGUCAUCAGCUCCCUGCCGCCCUCCGCAGGCAACAAACACCUGAUAAAGGUGUACGGCGAGGACAGCCACAGCCGGUCUGUGUGGGUCAGUCCUGAGGCCACAGCCCGAGAUGUGUGUCACAUGUUGGUUCAGACGGCCCACUGCAGUGACCAGGAGAACUGGGCUCUCCUGGAGGUGCACCCUGCUCUGGGCCUAGAGAGGUGCCUGGAGGAUCAUGAGGCCGUGUGGAAGGUCCAGUCCACAUGGUCCCUAAAAGCCGACACAAGGCUGGUGUUUCGCAAAAACUACGCAAAAUAUGAGUUCUUCAGGAAACCAACGCUCUUCUUCCCUGAAUCUAUGAUCUCGGACAGUGCGGAUGUGGGCAAAGGCUUGACGUCAUCCGAGCUCAUUCAGAAUCUCCUAAAGUCUGGUACGUGUCCUGAAAUCCAAGGCUAUCUUCAGUCCAAAGAGCCCAGUCGAAAGUCCUGGAAAAAGGUUUACUACUUCUUGCGACGCUCCGGCCUCUACUGCUCCUCCAAGGGCUCCUCCAAGGAGCCAAGACACCUGCAGUAUGUGGCUAAUUUGGAAGAUUUGAAUGUUUACACUGUGGUCAAUAGCAGAAAACUGUACGGCGCUCCAACCGAUUUCACAUUCUGUAUCAAGCCUUUGAAAACCCCAGUUCGUGCUCAGGACCUGAAAUUCUUGUGUGCGGACAGCGAACAAACACGGACUUGCUGGACAUCAUCCUUCAGACUUUUCAAGCACGGCAAACAGCUCCAGUGUAACUACCAGUUAUCCAAAUUGGCACCGCAAAGGCGAGAAGCAGCCAAACCUUUCACAGACACAAAAUCAAGGUCAGAGGCGAGUCUGGUGGCGAUGGACUUUUCAGGGAAGGCUGGAGGACGGGUUAUCCAGAACCCAACAGAGGCCCGCAGCGCAGAGCGGGAGGAGGGCCAAGCCUGGAGGAGGAGAGAAGCUCUGAGGUGCAGUUUGCCGAACCUGAACUCUGGCCCCAGACCUUCAUCAAUCCACAAAACGCAGCCCUGGUUUCAUGGCGGAGUGUCCAGGACUGAAGCCCAGAGACUCAUAGAGAGACAAGGGCUGGUGGAUGGGAUGUUCCUUAUUCGUGACAGCCAGCAGCACGCCCAAUGCUUUGUCCUCUCGCUCUGUUACAAGCUCAAGACUAAACACUACCUGGUUAUUCCUUGCGAAGAAGAAGGCAGGAAGUACUACACUAUGGACGAUGGUGUCACCCUUUUCAUCGACCUCCUGCAGCUCGUCGAGUUUCACCAAAUCAACAAAGGCACCCUCCCAGUGUGCCUCAAACACCCCUGUGUCUGUGUUCUCUGACCCCACCCCUGUCCCGGGUCGGUA
Periophthalmus magnuspinnatus is the source of this 1785-nucleotide messenger RNA. RefSeq names its product growth factor receptor bound protein 7 (gene grb7). The transcript is spliced from 15 exons. Bases 181 to 1761 code for a protein of 526 amino acids. NCBI's taxonomy places the organism in Eukaryota, Metazoa, Chordata, Actinopteri, Gobiiformes, Gobiidae. The record is from RefSeq and is a predicted model, not a curated record. Gene Ontology annotation, biological process: signal transduction.